AUGGCAAGGAAAGUGUACAUUGUGGACUAUAGUGGUCAAAAAAAAUGGAUCUUAUUUGCCUGCACAUUAUUACUUAUUGUAAUUGCUACCAUUGUUGUACCGGUUACACUAAUAAUAAUUAAAAGCAGUCAUCAUCAUUCAGACGACAAUGAAACUGAGGCAACAACAAGCAGAAUAGAAAACACAAAGAUAAUACCUGCCGAAACUAUCGUUCUAACAGUAAGUACAGCUGAAGGUAAACAGAAUAAAACUGAAGGAAUGUUAUACAGGGAUAAAAUAUUAACAAUUGUUGAGAAAGUAAUAGAAAGGAACGAUAAUCCUUGUGCAACAUAUGUCAUCGAAGAAAUCAAUGAUAAAACAACUUUUAGCAAAUUGCUAUCGAAGACGGAAGUUAUUUGUGAAUUAGAAAACAUUUUUCAUGAUGUGAAGUCGAAUAGUGACAUUAGUGUUACGAAAGCAAUUGAAUCAUUUCGUAAAAUUCCAUGGUCAUCACGAAUUACAAACAUAAUAUUUGUUCCGGAUGUGGCUAUGUACAGAAACCGGAAAAUGUAUAAGAAUGACAUGAAGUCUGCGAAAGAUUUAUUAAAACAGAUGGCAGAAGAGAAUCCAAUUAGUUCGCCUCGUAUUAUUAUCGGUAAUCCAGUAUAUUUCCAGAAUAUUGACACCUUGAGCGCAUAUUCUUCACAAAUGAAUGUCGAUCAAUUAAUAGAAGCUAUCUUACACGCAUUACAAACUAAGGACUUUACGACACCAGAAGAUUUGCUUACUUCAACAGCUUCAACCAAUGAAUAUGAAACUGGAACGAGUACCAUUCAUGGCGAAAUAGAAUUCGAAGAUAUUAUUAAUUCAACUGUAACUUCAUCCGAUCUAUUGAUGACAGUAACCGAAUCAGAAUGUGUAUCAUCCAGAAUAUUGGUAUGA
This is a messenger RNA of Brugia pahangi, 921 nucleotides long. Lineage: Eukaryota; Metazoa; Nematoda; Chromadorea; Rhabditida; Onchocercidae. The record is from the annotation of a GenBank genome assembly.